This is a messenger RNA of Selaginella moellendorffii, 1968 nucleotides long. Its product is annotated as eIF-2-alpha kinase GCN2-like. NCBI's taxonomy places the organism in Eukaryota, Viridiplantae, Streptophyta, Lycopodiopsida, Selaginellales, Selaginellaceae. The transcript is spliced from 5 exons. Gene Ontology annotation, molecular function: protein kinase activity; ATP binding. The record is from RefSeq and is a predicted model, not a curated record. Gene Ontology annotation, biological process: cell surface receptor signaling pathway; protein phosphorylation. Gene Ontology annotation, cellular component: cytoplasm. The coding region runs from base 1 to 1845 and encodes 614 amino acids.
AUGGCGCAGGAUGUCCCUCUCCGCCUUACCAGAGUUCUCUGUUCCAUUCCAGAAACAUUAGGGCAGGGUGCCAUUCCUCCCGCUCCUUUUCAAGGUGGAAUCCAAAGUUUCCCCCGGUCUGUCCCGUUAUGGUAUUGCUGCCAUUGGGAUGAGGAAUGUAACCGCUUGAGUGAGCGUGACAACUAUCAGUUCUCUGAUCUUUCAAUUUUGAAGUUCGUUAAUAUUGCAAGAAUCAUGAAAAUCUGGUGCUUGAGGGCGAGCAGGAGUUCAUGUUGCUACUUUUGCAAAAACAAAAGAUGCCGAAUGCACUGCCCGGGAAUCGAACCCGGGUCUGUACCGUGGCAGGGUACUAUUCUACCACUAGACCAGCAGUGCUUAAUUGAUAUUAACACUAAAUUGUUUCCGAGCCUUGAGGGAUAUUAUUUCCAUCGUUGGUCGAGCCAAAGGCAAGGGGGCGGAGCACGCUCGGAAGCAGUCCUCCAGGCCGUGGUGACCGUUGACCUUGGCAAGCUCGUCGAGACGCUGCUGGAUCUCGCUUACAGCGCCCAGCAUUGCAGGGAAAAAUCCAAGACGCUGGCACUCAAGGUGGAGCUCCUCAGCGAGUCCAUUGCGGAGCUCAUCGAGAAGAGGGAGCACUUUACUCGAGAAAACUUUGGAACACACGUUAGAAGGCUCGAGGUGGUGUUUAACGAUGCUAUCUAUCUUCUCCGGAAGUAUAGAAACGGUAGCAUCUUCGUCAAGAUCUUCAAGGCACCACACUCCGAGGAUGGAUUCGACUCUAUCAAUCAGAGACUGGAGAUUUGCAUCCAGUACUUUGGAUUCAGCCUGCAAGUCAGGAACGAAUCCAAAGUCUCGAAUCUCGCGGAAGAGAAUCGGCAGCUGCGCUCCAUGAUCCAGUCCAUUAUCCAGCAGCAGCAGGUUGAUAUGAGAAGAUUGCUCAGUGGGGAGCUAAUGUCCGAGGAGAGAGAUGCGGUGAACGCGAUGCUGGAAGGACUAACUUUCGACGACGAUGACGAGGUUUAUGACGAACACACGCUGUGUGCCACUCUCGAACAGCCUGGUUCUUCUUCCGCAACGCGAGUUCUACUCUUAUACUCGGAGGAUCUUGGAGAGAAAGAGCUGGCCAUUCUCAAGCGGCUCUCAGAGUCUCACGUCAACAUUCUCCAGUUCUUUGGGACUUAUGUGGAUGGCAAAACGAAGUAUGCUGUCAUGGAGAGGCCGGGGAAAGAAAUCUCGACGCUAGACGAGUUUAUACACAACAAGCCAGAGCUCAAGGAUGGCCACUGGAGUCUCAAGAAGAACUUUGCUCUGGAGAUCGCCAUGGGGCUGCAAUACGCUCACGCUGUGGGUGUCGUCCACAAGAACCUCCGGAGUCCAAACAUCUUCAUCGACGAUAGCCAGGAUCUCCGUCCCAAAAUAUUUGGAUUCAACCAAGGAAGGAUUGAAGCGUUGAAAAGUGACAAGCGGCCGCAGAGCAAGGAGCAGGUCCGGUGGAAGGCUCCCGAGAUGUUGCCGCAGGCAAACCGAGCGAUCAGGCGCCCCGAGUAUAGUUACGCGUGUGACAUCUUCUCGCUGGGAGUCGUCAUGUGGGAGAUCGUCACUUGGUCGUUUCCAUUUGAGCAGAUCAAAGGGGUGCGAGGCGUGCUCGAGGCAAGGGCAAGGAGGGGAAUGACGCUCGAUUUCUCGGCUCUUCCGCCGGGGGAUCGCUCCCCAGCGCUCCAGUCCUUCGUCCAGAUUAGCAUGGAUUGCAUGGAAGAAGAUAGCGGCAAGAGGCCCAACGUUGACGAAGUCGUGGAGAGGCUGUCACAGCUUGUUCCAGAGGACAUGACGUUUUCUUCUUUGUAAUCAAUCGGCACGUAAAAUAUAAAAUAUAAAAAUAAAAUGGAGAAAUGUGCUAAAUUAUUGUAGCAUCGAAGAUGGGGCCAACCAUUUUUUGUCUUUAAAGAAGUCAGAAAUCCUGUUUGAUGA